This is a messenger RNA of Melitaea cinxia (Glanville fritillary), 1090 nucleotides long. Its product is annotated as thioredoxin domain-containing protein. The coding region runs from base 105 to 1058 and encodes 317 amino acids. The record is from RefSeq and is a predicted model, not a curated record. The transcript is spliced from 6 exons. Lineage: Eukaryota; Metazoa; Arthropoda; Insecta; Lepidoptera; Nymphalidae.
CAUAUUGUCAUAAACAUAUGUGUUUAAAUAAAGUUAGGUUCUUCUUCUCGUUACAUACAUCACACAGUUUUUAUAUAAAAUAUUGUUAGAUUUAAUCUAUUAACAUGAUCAUAAAACUUUGUUGGUUAUUUAUAUUUUUUGCAUCUACACACUGUCAAAGUUUACAAAGUGUAAGUGAUGAUGAAUUACUGCAGUUUAUAAAAGAAGAAGAAAAACUUAUCGUCUUGUUUUCUAAACAAAAUUGUGAUGUUUGUGACAAGUUUGAAAAAACUCUAGAUGGCUUGUAUGAAGACUUUCAGAAGCAUUUGAAUGCUGCAACUGUGAAGGCAGUGAACAGUCAUUUAGCAAGACUUUAUUCUCCAACUAAAGAGCCUGCAGUUGUUUUCUUUAGACAUGGUGUACCUUUAUUGUACGAUGGGGAACCUGAUGAAAAUGAGAUAUAUGGAUUUUUGGAAAAGAAUCAGUCACCAGCAGUAAAGGAACUAACAGAUAAAAUAUUUGAGCAUAUGACUCAAGCUGCUACUGGAGCUACAACUGGGGAUUGGUUUGUUAUGUUUUAUGGUGCAUCAUGUGUGGAAUGCCAAAGGUUACAUGCUGUUUGGGAAGGCGUGGGUGCCACAUUACGAGGUCGUAUUAAUCUUGCUAGAGUGGAUGCUAAUUUAGCAGGAGCUAAUACAGCAAAACGUUUUAAAGUCACAAAGCUACCAGCAUUUCUUUUUUUCCGUUUGGGCAAGGUGUACAGAUAUGAUUUGCCCAAAAAUGAUAUUAAGUCAUUUGUUUCAUUUGCACAAGAUUGGUAUAAAAAUUCAAAGGCUGAAGCUGUACCACUUCUUUCCUCACCGUUUGAUGAAUUGGUUGAUUGGUGUGUUGAGAUGAUAAGGUACAGUAUUGCUUUUGGAUUGAAAAUAUUGGCACGAUAUCCAUGGAUUUGGCAAAUCGGCGUCCUCGGUUUUGGUCUAGUGGCUAUAACGGCACUUAUAGCUAUCAUUAAAGCUGGAAAAUCAAAACCGAAAUCUGUUAAAAAAGAUAAACAAACUCAAAGCAAGAAGAGUAAAUGAAAUGAAAAAUUUAAGAAAAAAAUGUAUGACAU